This is a messenger RNA of Capronia epimyces CBS 606.96, 486 nucleotides long. RefSeq lists its product as uncharacterized. The record is from RefSeq and is a predicted model, not a curated record. Lineage: Eukaryota; Fungi; Ascomycota; Eurotiomycetes; Chaetothyriales; Herpotrichiellaceae. Gene Ontology annotation, cellular component: fungal-type vacuole membrane; fungal-type vacuole lumen. Gene Ontology annotation, biological process: endosome transport via multivesicular body sorting pathway. The transcript has 2 exons. Bases 1 to 486 code for a protein of 161 amino acids. Gene Ontology annotation, molecular function: ubiquitin protein ligase binding.
AUGUCGUGCGGCGACAUCUUCCUCGGCCUUAUCGCCAUUCUGUUCCCGCCUAUCGCAGUUUGGAUCAAAUCCGGCAUCUGCUCCUGUGACUCGUUGAUCAACAUCCUCCUGUGCCUACUCGGCUACCUGCCCGGGCUUCUCCACGCAUGGUACAUCAUAGCCCGCAACCCCGAGCGCGACUUCGACUACGAGUCCAUCCCAGAUGCCGAGUCACAGCGUGUCACCUACUACUUCGUCCGCGCCCAGCCAGCGCCGCCACGAAGCUACGGCACCCAAGCCCAUAAUCGGCCCGCCCCUCCUCCGCCCAAGCCCCAGAACCGACCAGCCCAGCCAGGUGAUCGUCACGCUGGCGAGGCCAGCACCAGACCGGCACCACCCCCUCCAAGCCAGCCUGAAGGGCCCAGUGUAGGCGCUGGAAGCGAAGAGCCUGGGGCGCCCCCUAGCUAUUCCGAGGUGGUGAAAGGCGACAACAAGAUUCAAACUUAA